This is a messenger RNA of Corythoichthys intestinalis (scribbled pipefish), 3555 nucleotides long. RefSeq names its product NELL (neural EGFL like) family member 3 (gene nell3). The transcript is spliced from 5 exons. The record is from RefSeq and is a predicted model, not a curated record. Lineage: Eukaryota; Metazoa; Chordata; Actinopteri; Syngnathiformes; Syngnathidae. Gene Ontology annotation, molecular function: protein binding; heparin binding; calcium ion binding. Bases 869 to 3385 code for a protein of 838 amino acids.
CACACAGCAAAAAAAAAAAAAAGACAAGUCAGUGGUCUUGGCAAGAGAAUGCCUAGUUAGGUUCUCAAGGUAGUUGACCCUUAGCUGUUCAAACAACUGCUAUUUAUCUUCUGAAGCUCCAGUCUUUGUACUUUGUUUGGUGUUGACGGGUAGUUGGCUGCUCAGGCCAGGCGAAGGGUUAACGCCAGCAAUGAAACCUGAUGCUAAUUAAGCCCAAGGAAUGAGGAACGCCAUCAUCAGAGCUCCGGUCUGCAGCUCAGGAGCUCACAGGGACGCCGGGGUCCACAUCCACAAACUGGCGGACGUGAACAUUAAAAAAGAGGCUGGACCAUAAGGGACACAAAGGCGCCAAAGUUUUUCUUCAUUUGCCCCGCAAAGGAGAAAUCUGCUUUUGAUUAGGGAACUCACUACACGAAAACAAUCAGACAUAAUUUUGUCAUCCCGAUGUGUCCGUAUCUCAUCGUAUCAGUCGUUCGCCUUGAUUAACUGAGUCAACUCAAGGUUAAAUGAUCUUAUCUAUAGUUGCGGUACCUUGUAUCUUGAGUUGGAUACAUGGAGCAGUCUGUUUCAAAUCAAAGUGUUUUGUAAGUGGGAGCAUUUCUCAUCCAAAAUCUGAUGUCGUUUUCAUUUGUCAACACUUGCUAGCGUGCUAGGUGUAUUUGUAUAGUGGUACCACAGGACACAUUUUAAUAGUAGCUUAUUUCACUCUCUGUUCUUCACGUAGCCUAUUGUGCUAUGUGAGGGGUGACUUUACACGGUAAUUUUAUUCAUCUAAAGAUUCCUGCCAGCCUGGCGCUGAAGUGAGUUGAGUAGCUCCAGUUAGACCCAAGUAGUCCUUUGCUGCUGCCUUGGCAAUCACAGACGUAAAAUGUUGACGCGGUCAGUGAUUUUGCUGCUGGUCCUGGCAUCCGCGCGCUCCGACCGGUGCCAGGGCGACCGCUGCUCGGGUUCCGGGGACCCGCGGCCGUGCACGGGCGAACACUGUCCUUCGGGAAGGACGUCCAGAAUUCGGCGUCACGCACCGGCAGCCCCGACGUGCGUCGGCUCGGACUGCGCGACAACGCCCGAGACCGACAACCAAACGCGGGACUGCAGAGGGUUGGAGUGCCGGCUCCCGCCGCGGCUCAGACCCAAAGGUCGCGCCAGAGACGCGGGGGACACGCCGCCCGCCGGGGCCGAACGGCUGCCUCCGGUCCAUCUGGCCGACAGAGCCGCGCAGUUCCUGGGAGACUUCCCAGAGUUCGGGCAGCCGCCGUCGGAACCGGGCGGUGCGCCUUUAGGGGUCCAGCUCACCUGUGACGUCAAACCAGGAGAAAAUGAGGUCCCGUCUGAAGACGCCCUAAUCCUGCACCUUCAACUAGCCAAAGGUCAGGAAAAGCUGGUGGAGGCCCUGCGGGCACAGCAGUUUCUGAUCAGCGAGUUGCAGCAGAAGCUAGCCGAACAGCAGGAGGCGCUACUGUCCCAGCAGCGCGACAUCUUGACGCAGCAACAUCGCAUGUAUGAUCAGAUGGACACGGUCACGGCCCGGUACAGCCAACUGGCGGAGGUUCUCAAGCAGGGGGAGCUGCAGAGCUACUUUCAAAGCCACCUGGCGGGCCUCCAGACUUUACACAAUGCCGAAGCCAAGGUGAUGGACGUGGUCGGCGAGGCUCGUUUCCUCGAACCGAUGGCGGGCUGCCCCUCCGCCUGCCGACCGGGCCACUACUGCGAUUUCCGGAGCGAUCCGCCGCAGUGCCAAAAAUGCACGGUGUGUCCACCGGGAUUCUUCCUGAUCUCGUCGUGCUCGCCCACCAUGGACACUAUGUGCCAGGACAGAGAUGAAUGUCUGGAACUGGGAAACAUCUGCGGGGAGCGCGUCAAAUGUCUGAACACUCCAGGGGGCUUUCGGUGUCUUGGAGUGUCCCAGAGGGAAGCACAGACGGGCUUAUGCGGCCACAACUACUUCUACAACCGGGAGCUUCAGGAAUGUCAGGCCUGCUCCGACUGCGAAGGCCAGCCCGUCCUCGUCCCCUGCACGACCAUCGUCGACUCCAUCUGCGGUUCGCCCUCAGGGGAGCGUCUCUCUUCCUCCUGGAGCGCCAGCGUCUCCGUCCCCUCUUCCCGCAAGUCCGGAGACGAUGUCUUCGCCGGACUGCGGCUGAACCUUCGCGGCAAGGACAGUAGCGACUUUCUGUCCGGCCAGGACGGUCAAGUCACGUUCCUCCAGCACGGUAUGCUGUGGUCGGACUACAAUUUUGCCGUCAAGCACACCUGCAGGAAUUUCAUCCAGGUGGGAUUGAGGUUCAACGCUAGCCAGGAGGAGGAAAGUCGGGAGCUCAGCGGAGUUCGUGUGGAGCAGCCUGACGGGAAGUACUUCCAAGGCGUGAGUGUCAGCGGCGCCGUGGAGGUGGAGCCCGGCGACGCCGUGAGUCUUCUACUCCGGAGUCCCAACCAGUACUGCAACCAGAGCAAGGACCUUCACGUCUACGACGUCGCGGCGCCUAGCUUCAGCUUGCUCUGGUUGUCGCACGACACGGGCGCCGUGUCCAUGACCGCCGAGAUGUCCCCGCCGACGCAGUAUCAAUCCAGCUACCGCCCAGCGUUCCACGUGACGUCGGUUUCCGACCCUUACGUGAUUAAUUUGACGCACGACAACCGCGGCGUGCGCUUCAAGGAGAGCGGAGCCAUCAAGUUUGUCCUCCAGCAAGCGCUCUACGCCAUGGGGCGCGCUUGCGUCCGCGAAGGCUUCUUCCUCGUGGCCUACGCUAGCCGUAACGGCACGGGUCGGGAGGUUUCGCGGUCCUUCAAGACGGGAGUGGACUACAGGGACACGUCCAUCACGCUGGCGGGGUCCGUGGCCGUAGACGCCGGCGACGUACUCGGCUUCGAGAUCACGUCGCCGCCGCAGUGCAACGUACGCUACUUUGGAGACAACACGGGCAUCAGCGCUCUUAGCGUGGUCUGGAUCCCAUCGGCCGUCUCGUCUACGUUGACCGCCACCGUGGAGAAAGCGGGGCUACCGCUGGGGGCCGUCCGCAACAAGUCGCUAGUCUUCCGGCAGCUCUCUCCGGACUCGCGACGGCUCCGUCUGGCGGGAAGGAACUUUGAGUUUCUGGAGGAGGGGACCGCCAAUGUUGACCUGAACCUGAGGCUCAUCCACUCAUGUAACAUCAUUAAGGUGACUCUCCAACGGGCCGGCGGGCCGAGUCCCGUGGCUCAGCAGGUUUCGGGACACGUGCCGGAGGGCGGCGAGUGGGCUAGCGUGGGCCUGAGGGCCUCUUUCCGGGUCCAAAACGGCACUGCCGUUUACAUCACGCUGGACUGUGUCCGCGGACGCAUCAACCAGAUCUCGCGCGAGGACAGCACCAACCUCUCUGUUCUUUGGGUUGCCGCAUCGGCAAGCUGAGUUCGGCCAAGUAAUAACCAUUUUGGUUUUAUUUCCCAGUAAAUCAUGUAUUAAUCUGGUAUAUAUUUCUUCAUUAAAAUGGAAAAAAAACAGGUUGAAAAGAAUUUUUUUUCUCCUUUUUGCAUUUUAUUUGAAUUUUUUUUUUCAAUUAAAUGUAAAAAUAAGUUGGU